Nicrophorus vespilloides is the source of this 1450-nucleotide messenger RNA. It is a transcript of the gene Rpt5, whose product is annotated as 26S protease regulatory subunit 6A-B. Lineage: Eukaryota; Metazoa; Arthropoda; Insecta; Coleoptera; Silphidae. The record is from RefSeq and is a predicted model, not a curated record. Bases 116 to 1399 code for a protein of 427 amino acids. The transcript has 3 exons. Gene Ontology annotation, biological process: proteasome-mediated ubiquitin-dependent protein catabolic process. Gene Ontology annotation, molecular function: ATP hydrolysis activity; proteasome-activating activity; ATP binding. Gene Ontology annotation, cellular component: proteasome regulatory particle, base subcomplex.
GACUCGGCUUUAAAAUACAGAAAGUUUUGACAGUUGCAGUUGGUUGGUGUCUGUGUAUUCGAGAAUUUUUGGGUUGAUUACUUUGCAUAAAUAGAAAACAUUGGUGGUUAGAGAAAUGGCAAAAUUGGAGGAUAAAUCGAUUUGGGACGAUGGCGAGGAUUCGCUGGGCGAAGAGGUCCUUCGUAUGGGUACAGAUGAGGUGGUGAGUCGUACCCGUUUGCUGGACAAUGAAAUUAAAAUCAUGAAAAGCGAGGUUAUGCGGAUAAAUCAUGAAUUGCAAGCGCAAAACGAGAAGAUCAAAGAAAACACAGAGAAGAUUAAGGUGAAUAAGACGCUGCCGUAUUUAGUUUCUAAUGUCAUUGAGCUGCUCGACGUAGACCCUCAAGAAGAAGAGGAGGAUGGGGCUGUGGUAGACCUCGACGCCCAGCGUAAAGGCAAGUGUGCUGUUGUCAAGACAUCAACAAGGCAAACAUAUUUCUUGCCAGUCAUUGGCCUCGUGGAUGAGGAGAAACUUAAACCAGGAGAUCUUGUUGGAGUCAACAAAGAUUCUUAUUUGAUUCUUGAAACACUGCCAGCUGAGUAUGAUGCCAGAGUUAAAGCUAUGGAAGUUGAUGAGCGUCCGACAGAACAAUACUCUGAUAUUGGUGGGUUAGAUAAGCAAAUCCAGGAACUGAUUGAAGCUGUUGUUUUACCCAUGACACAUAAAGAGAAAUUUUUGAAUCUCGGCAUUCAUCCACCAAAAGGUGUUUUAUUGUAUGGUCCCCCUGGAACUGGUAAAACCUUAUUGGCAAGGGCUUGCGCUGCACAGACCAAAUCUACGUUCUUGAAGUUGGCUGGACCACAGUUGGUUCAAAUGUUUAUUGGUGAUGGCGCCAAACUAGUAAGAGAUGCAUUCGCUUUGGCAAAGGAAAAAUCGCCGGCUAUUAUUUUCAUCGAUGAGUUGGAUGCUAUCGGUACGAAGAGAUUUGAUUCCGAAAAGGCUGGAGAUAGGGAAGUACAAAGAACCAUGUUGGAGUUGCUCAACCAGCUGGAUGGGUUCAGUUCCACAGCUGACAUUAAAGUCAUUGCGGCCACUAAUAGGGUUGAUAUUUUGGAUCCGGCUUUAUUGCGUUCAGGACGUUUGGAUAGAAAAAUCGAGUUUCCUCAUCCAAAUGAAGAGGCCAGGGCUAGGAUCAUGCAAAUCCACUCCAGAAAGAUGACAAUUAAUGCUGAUGUGAACUUCGAGGAAUUAGCAAGAUCCACUGAUGACUUCAACGGAGCCCAAUGCAAGGCCGUUUGCGUUGAAGCUGGUAUGAUUGCACUGAGACGUAACGCCAACGCAGUUACCCACGAGGACUACAUGGAUGCUAUAAUGGAGGUGCAAUCGAAAAAGAAAGCUAAUCUUAAUUAUUACGCCUAGGUUUAUUGUACUUGUAAUUUCUCCUUAAUAAAUUUACUAAUUAUUUUAUAA